UCAAAAGGAUUAGCAGAUUGUGGAAAAAAGGAGAAUUUGGACAGAAGGAGCCUGUUGCAUAAAUUCUUAACUACUAAGCUUAUAGGAAAACUCCAAUAUUUAAAAUUUUAAACAAAGCUAUAUAGGUAAAUACCUUUUUAAAAACAAAUGUAAUUUUAUACUUAAAAUGCACAUAAUUUUUAAAAAACAUAAGGGUACUAUACUUCCUCUCUUUUUCUCUGUGGUAGCUACUAACUUUAAAGGAAUACUUUUUGUUGUAAUCUGUUUUAUUUGGGAUUGUGAUAAUGUGUGAUUGCUUGAUUAAAAGGAAAGAAUAAAAAUAAAUUUGAAAGGAACAGUUAUUUUUAUAUGACGUAGCAAUAUCCUUACGUAUUUGUUUUCUUUUCACUGGUAAAAAUUUCACGUAGUUUUAGUUUAAAAGUUAAGAUCUGGUGAUAACUUAAGGGUUAGGAUAGGAAAAUGAGGACAACAUACUGCAAAAUAAUUGCCACACUUAAUGCUUUUUCAUGUUAGAAAUAGUAAAAGUUACACUGUCUUCUAUGUUUUUACCUCUCAGAGUGUUUUGUUUUUUGUUUUUUAGAGACAAGGUCUCUCUCUGUUGCCCAGUCUAAGUGCAGUGGUAUAGUCAUAGCCCACUGCAGCCUCAAACUCCUGUGCUCAAGUGAUCCUGCCACCUCAGGCUCCAGAGUAGCUGAGACCACAGGCACAUGCCACCAUGCAGGGCAAAUUCUUUAUAAAGAUAGGGUCUUGCCGUGUUGCCCAGGCUGGUCCUGAACUCCUGGCCUAAAGUGAUCCUCCCAGUUUGGCCUCCCAAAAUGCUGGGAUGACAGGCGUUAGCCACUCUACUUGGCAUGCCUCAUUCUAGUGGUAGUUUCCAGUUUUUGUCAUUUAAAGAAGCUCAAUUUUCUUUUUAAUCAAAAGUAUUUUUGAAUUUUAAAAAUUAGGGUUUUUUUCUUUCUCUUGAAACAAUUUAUAAUCAUACUCAUUGAAAAUCAAGACAAGCUUAGUUAAUGUAUAUGUAAUGUUCAAUUUGGUCAGGUUAGCAAUAACCUGUUAGGUAUGCUUAUAAGACAGGUUUUUAAAGUGGUUUGUGACUCUGAGAGUAAUGCAUGAUGCCUUGGACUGGCAACAUUCAGAAGACAGGAUUAUAUUGGUUUAUUUACUUCAUGUUUAUAUCAGUUUAUGCUUUAGUUUUUUUUUUUAAUGAAAGGUAGAGAAUUUAUUGUCAACUGAAAAUUGUUCUGUUACUUUAUUUUUAGGGUUGAUCCAUGAAAAUACCAGAUCUAGAAAAACAUUCUUUUUUACCUGGAUUGUCUUAUUUUUUAUUUUCCUAAUACUCUUUAGCUUUAAACCAUUUUCUAUCAUAAGACUAAAUUAAGAAUAUAUCAUAAUAUCGUUUUUAGUUACCUCUUUUUGCCUUUUUCCUCUAUGAUCUCUAAUUUUUAAUUGGCUUGCACCUCCAUACUUUAUGAAUGGAAUCAAGUGCGAUACUUACAAAAUAACUCUGAUUAAUGCAUUGAUUUUAAAUGAGCCAUUUUAAUAUUAAAUUUAUUGGCAGUUGUCCUUGUUAACAGUGUUUUUCACCUGUGUUAUAAAGUAUAAAAAUGAAUCAAUUCAUAAAUAUGUUGUAAAAACUGUAUAAAACAUUGCAAUAUAGUUACAUUAAUUUUUUAAUAGAUAAUGUUAAAACUCAGUGCCUCUUUAUCAAAUUUUCAUUCAUACAGUAUUCUUCAAAGGAAUGUAAGUUCUGUAACUUGACGGGCAUAUUUACAGAAAAAUUUGUAUAAUUUACUUUUUUUUUUUUUUGAGACGGAGUUUCACUCAUCGCCCAGGCUGGAGUGCAGUUUGCCUCCCAAGUUCACGCCAUUUUCCUGCCUCAGCCUCCCGAGUAGCUGGGACUACAGGCGCCCGCCACUGUGCCUGGCUAAUUUUUUUUUUUUUUUUUUUUUUUUUGUAUUUUUAGUAGAGACAGGGUUUCACCGUGUUAGCCAGGAUGGUCUCGAUCUCCUGACCUCAUGAUCUACCUGCCUUGGCCUCCCAAAGUGCUGGGAUUACAGACGUGAGCCACUGCGCCUGGCCUAAAUUUGUAUAAUUUUCUAGUAUCAGGAUCUGAUUACCCUUUUCAAACAACCCAUAUGGGUUUGUUUUUUAAAAAUCAUUUGGUGAGUGGAUUAGAAAUUUUGAUAAGUAGAUUUCUUCCAAUGUGGUUUAUUUUAAAAAUGUUUCUACUGUAUUUACUACAAAUGAUUAUAACUUUUUAAAAAAUAAUACAGUAUCUAAUAAUGCUUGUACAGUGAUCUUCAAACUGGGAUAAGUAUAUCUUUGGAUUCCAUACUUGGAAUUCUUUACAAGGAAUAAAGGGGCAUUGAUAGUUUUAAGAUAAGUCAGUUUCAAAGUCUGUUUCUAUAUGUGCCUUUUAAAAAAUUAAUCUGCCUUUAGUCCAGGUGUCCUACUAUUUUCCAAAAGAAAGACAUAGUUCUCAUGUCUUUCAAAUUUUAAUACAGUGCACUGCUUCAGGUUGUAAAAACCUCAGCCCACCAGCAAAAGAGGACAUUUUGAAAUAUUAGAGUCAGUGUUAUUAAGGGUGUGAACCAUUGUAAUGACUGGUAAUAAGUCCUGUUAUAUACUAGGUUGUUUCCAGUUCUUUGGUUUCAACAAAAUGGAAAGAGAAUCUUAAGUUGUCAGUCAAUAGGAGUAUUAGCAUAAUUUUUGAGGAUAGAGUACUGUAUGACUUUUGGCAUGUAAUGAGCUGGAGGCAUGUAAAGAACUGAGUAACAUUGCUAUAAUAAAACUUAAAAUUUCAGUCUACUUAUCCAUUAUAAGCAAAGUUUCUCAAUUCACACCUCUGUAAAAAUUAAAAAUAGGAAGAGAAUUAGUCCUGAGUUCAUUCUAGCAAUAGAAGAUAUCCACUGAUAUAUGAACUAAAAAUCAAUUACUGUUUCAAAUUGGAAAGAAAAAUACUCAAAAGGAAAAUCUUACAAAUUAGUAUGGGAAAUUAUUAGCAAAUAAAUAUUUUUCCUUUAAUUUUUUAUUGUGAAAAAAUUCAAACAUAUAUAAAAUAGACAAGUAUGACCAGCUCUCAUAUAUGCAUGCCUAGCUUUUAUUUUUGUUAACAUCUGUUUCUCCACCCAGCUCACCCCACUACUCCAUAAUGAUGAAGAUAAUGGAUUUUUAUUAUUUUUAGUUUUGAUUUUGCAUUGGAGGUGGUUUACUCUCUUUUGUAUAUGUAGGCAUGUGCUUUUCCUAAGAGCUUUGCAAAUAAACUUUUUACUGUAACUUUUUCAGAAUUAAUAUGACAUGUUAAUGAUUAUUAGAUCUCAUCUAUCCUUGGGGUACAUGAAGUCUUUCCAAGAGAUACACAAGCAGAUAAUAGUUUAUUGACUUAAGUUAAAUGCCAUUUCCAGGGUAAAUAAUAUGAACAAACAAUAAUCAAAUGCCUUUACAUUUAAAUGGGGAAGUUUUGGGGAGAAACAUUCUUUAGUCAAUGCAACUAUUCAAUACAGGCAUACCUCAGAGAUAUUGCAGAUCACCUAACUUAAGUGAAGAUUGCAAAAAAGCAAGUCAUACCAAUUUUUUCAUUAAGCAAUGCAUACAAAAGUUGUGUUUAUACUAUAGUAAGUGUGCAGUAGUAUUGCAUCUAAAAAAAAAAACAGUGUGAAUACCUUAAGUAAAAAAUAUUUUAUAGGGAAGAAAUGCUAAGGAUCAUCUGAGCCUUCAGUGAGUUCUAAUCUUUUUGCUGGCGGAAGGUCUUGUCUUGAUGUUGAUGACUACUGAUGGAUAACGGUGGUGGUUGCUGAAGAUUGGGGUGGCUGUGGCAAUUUCUUAAAAUAAGACAACAAUGAAAUUGCCACAUCAAUUGACUCUUACUUUUAUGAAAGAUUUCUCUGUAGCAUGCAAUGCUGUUUGACAGCAUUUUACUCAGAGUACAACUUCUUUAAAAAUUGGAGUCAGUCCUCCAAAACCCUGCAACUGCUUUAUGAACUAAGUUUAUGGAAUGUUCUAAAUCCUUUGUUGUAUUUCAAUGAUAUUCAGAGCAUCUUUACCAGAAGUAGUUUUCAUCUGAAGAAACCACUUUUAGUUCACUCAUGAGAAGCAACUCCUCAUCCGUUCAAGUUUUAUCAUGAGAUUGCAGCAAUUCAGUCAUAUCUUCAGGCUCUACUUUUUUUUUUUUUUUUUUUUUGAGAUGGAGUCUUGCUCUGUCACCCAGGCUGGAGUGCAGUGGCACAAUCUCGGCUCACUGCAAGCUCCGCCUCCCAGGUUCACGCCAUUCUCCUGCCUCAGCCUCUCCGAGUAGCUGGGACUACAGGCGCCCGCCACCACGCCUGGCUAAUUUUUUCUAUUUUUUAGUAGAGACGGGGUUUCACCAUGGUCUCGAACUCCUGACCUCGUGAUCCACCCGCCUCGGCCUCCCAAAGUGCUGGGAUUACAAGCGUGAGCCACCGCGCCCGGUCAGACUCUACUUUUAAUUCUAGUUCUCUUGAUAUUUCCAUCACAUGUGUAGUUAGUUACUUCCUCCACUUGGACCACUCAGUCAUCCAUGAGGAUUAGAAUCAACUUCAUUUGAACUCCUGUUAAUGUUGAUAUUUCGACCACCUAUGAUCAUGAAAGUUCUUAAUGACAUUCAGAAUGGUGAACCUUUUCCAGAAGAUUUUCAGUUUACAUUGCCCAGAUCCAUUAGACAAAUCACUAUUAUUGCAGCUAUUGCCUUAUGAACUGUGUUUCUUAAAUAGUAAGACUUGAAAGUUGAAAUUACUCCUUGAUCCAUGGGCUGCAGAAUGGAUGUUGUGUUAGCAGGCAUGAAAACAACAUUUUGCUCCUUGUACGUCUCCAUCAGAACUCUUGGGUGACCAGGUGUGUUGUUAGUGAACAGUAGUAUUUUGAAAGAAAUACAUUUUUUUCUGGCUGGUCAUGGUGGCUCACACCUGUAAUCUCAGCACUUUGGGAGGUUGAGGUAAGAGGAUCGCUUGAGCCCAGGAGUUCAAACCAGUCUGCUCAAUAUAGUGAGACUCCCAUCUCUAUUAAAAAACAAAAUCUUUUUUUGAGCCAUAAGUUUCAACAGUGGGCUUAAAAUAUUCAGUAAACAAGGUUGUAAACCGAUGUGGUCUUAUCUAGGCUUGUUAUAAGCCCAGGCAGGGUAGAUUUAGCAUAAUUCUUAAGGACUCUAGGAUUUUUGGAAUGAUGAAUGAGCAUUGGCUUCAACUUAAGGUUACAAGCUGCCUUAGCCCCUAACAAGUCAGCUGUCCUCUGAAACCAGACAUUAACUUCUCUUUGGUUAUGAAAGUCGUAGAUGUCAUCUUUCAAUAAAAGGCUGUUUCAUCUACAUUUAAAAUCUGUUAGUGUAGUCACCUUCAUCACUGAAGUUAGGUAGAUCUUCUGGAUAACUUGCUGCACCUUCUGCAUCAGCCCAUGCCAUUGUUUCACCUUGUACUUUUAUGUUAUGGAGACGGCUUCUUUCCUUAAACCUCAUGAAUCAACCUCUGCUAGCUGCAACCCUUUUCCGCAGCUUCCUCACCUCCCUCGGCUUUUAUAGAAUUGAAGAGAGUUAGGGCUUUGUUCUGAAUUAGGCCUUGGCCUAAGGGAAGUUGUAGCUAGUUUGAUUUUUUUUUUUUUAUCUAGACCACACAAACUUUCUCCGUGUUACCGGUUAUGCUGUUUUGCUUUCCAUCAUUUGUGUGUUCACUGAAGUUCCAUUUUUAAUUUCCUUCAAGAACUUCAAGAAAUGCAAAGGAAACUUUGCAUUUACACCUUGGCUAACUUUGGUGCAAGAGGCUCAACUUUUGGUCUGUUUUGGCUUUCAACAUGCCUUUCUUACUAAGCUUAAUAAUCAUUCUAGCUUCUUAAAAGUGAGAGAUGUACAACUCUUCCUUUCACUUGAACAUUUAGAGGCCAUGGUAGGGUUAUUAAUUGGCCUGUUUUCAAUAUUGUUGUGUCUCAGGGAAUAGGGGGGCCCAAGGAGAGGGAGAGAGUUGGGAAUGGACAAUCAGUGAAGCAGUCAGAACAUAUACAACAUUUAUAGGUUAAGUUUGCCAUCUCACAUGGACAUGGCUUGUGGCACCCCAAAACAAGUGUAAUAGUAAGAGCAAAAAUGACUGAUCACAGAUCCCCAUAAGACAUCUAAUAAUAAUUAUAAAAAUGUGACACAGAGACACAAAAUGAGCACAUACUGUUGGAAAAAUGUUGCCAGUAGACUUACUUGAUGCAGGGUUAUCACAAACCUUCAAUUUCUUAAAAAAUGCACUAUCUGUGAAACACAGUGAAGUGAAGCUCAAUAAAAUGAGGUAUGCCUGUAUUUUGUUCUGCUCUAUUUAUAUAAUCUGUCUAGAGAAUGUUAAGUACCCAAAAUGUUAUACUGUAUAAUGCUAGACAUUGGUAAAUACCAGUUGUUUCUUAAAAACAACAUAAGAGCAAAACUUAAUUGUGCUUUAAUUUAGUAAGUCACAAAAUAGACUAAUUAUAUGACCAUAGUCUAGAGUUGAAUGGUUUUUAUUUUUGUGUAUUAAACAUCACAGUCCAGUGAAGAAAACUUGUAAGAGUUUUAUAGGAUACAGUUUAGGUCAUGGAAUGAAAGUUCAACAUAACUUGUUUAUUUUACGUUGAUUGUUUAACCAGUAAUUAUCCAUAUGACAUCCCAAUGCAAAUGCUGACAUCCAUUUCCAAAAGAGUUGUUUUUUUUUUGUGCUUUUUCUAAGGUUACAAAGGUUUUUGUGGUUUAAAUGUUGUUACAUAUUUUACAGCAUUAGGAUCUAUGGAAUAUUUUGACAACUGCAACAGUUCAAUGAAGUUGGUAAUUUCUUCUUUUAAUUAUUUUUCAUUGAACAGCUUUGGAGUUACAUUUCUACAUUUUGAUUUCUGGUAUAUUAUAAGGAAAGAAAAAGUUAUGUCAAAGGAUACUUUAGAGAAAAUACAUAGAUAGUGAUUACAAUAUGGCUGUAACUAAAUUAUCCUUAAUCUUGUUGAAGUUUUGUUAAUGCCUAAUUUUGAUGAAAUAGUAUGGUGUUCCUUCCAGCUACUGAUUGUAUAUAUGUGAUUGCACAUCUUUCUUAAAUAAGUGGAUUUGUAGGUUUUCACAUAUUGUCAGCCACACUCUAAUCCUCUUGUAAAGAAUGAACCUGGCUUUAUUCAAUUAAAUAAUUCUCUGGUACAGGUUUUCCUCCCACAAUAUUUUAAAGUACAAUGUUUUGGGUUUUUUGAGGGUAAAGUAAAAGAAAAUAUGUUUUAAAAACUUUAGUUGUCGAAUUAUUUUAAGCCUAUUUUAGAAAUUAGAGAUGUAUUGUUUCUUUUGGGUGCAUAUCACCAAUUAAUACGUUUGAUUUCAGAUCUACAACUUACUGCUUUGUAAACUUCGCCGAGCAAGGAGUAAAUAAUGCUGAAAAAUUUGACUAUGUCAUGCAGUUUUUAAAUAAGAUGGCUGGUAAUGAAUAUGUUGGAUUCAGUAAUGCAACGUUUCAGUCUGAAAGAGAAAGUGGAGAUCGAAAUUUUGCAAUAGGAUAUUACUUAAAAGAAAAGAAGUGUUUUCCAGAAGGCACAGACAUGGUUGGUAUAUUAGACUUCUACUUCCAGCUGUGCUCCAUUGAAGUGACUUGUGAAUCAGCCAGUGUGCUGGCUGCAACACUGGCUAAUGGUGGUUUCUGCCCAAUUACUGGUGAAAGAGUACUGAGCCCUGAAGCAGUUCGAAAUACAUUGAGUUUGAUGCAUUCCUGUGGCAUGUAUGACUUCUCAGGGCAGUUUGCUUUCCAUGUUGGUCUUCCUGCAAAAUCUGGAGUUGCUGGGGGCAUUCUUCUAGUUGUCCCCAAUGUUAUGGGUAUGAUGUGCUGGUCUCCGCCUCUGGAUAAGAUGGGCAACAGUGUUAAGGGAAUUCACUUUUGUCACGAUCUUGUUUCUCUGUGUAAUUUCCAUAACUAUGAUAAUUUGAGACACUUUGCAAAAAAACUUGAUCCUCGAAGAGAAGGUGGUGAUCAAAGGGUAAAGUCAGUGAUAAAUCUUUUGUUUGCUGCAUAUACUGGAGAUGUGUCUGCACUUCGAAGAUUUGCUUUGUCAGCCAUGGACAUGGAACAGCGGGACUAUGAUUCUAGAACAGCACUCCAUGUAGCUGCUGCAGAGGGUCAUGUUGAAGUUGUUAAAUUUUUGCUGGAAGCCUGCAAAGUAAACCCUUUCCCCAAGGACAGGUGGAAUAACACUCCCAUGGAUGAAGCACUGCACUUUGGACACCAUGAUGUAUUUAAAAUUCUCCAAGAAUACCAAGUCCAGUACACACCUCAAGGAGAUUCUGACAAUGGGAAGGAAAAUCAAACCGUCCAUAAGAAUCUUGAUGGAUUGUUGUAAUGGUCUCAAAUCCCAAGAUUUAAAUCACUUACCUAUUUAAUUGUGGAAAAUUAUUAUGAAGAACGUGUAUAUUUCUAUCUGGUAGUGAUGUAUAUUUUACAUUUGUCAUUUCAGUGUUACUGGAGUUUUCUUCAUUGUGCACACAGGACAAAUCUGAUCUCUUUGGGAAAAAAUAGAAAUAAAACAAUCUCCCUCCAUAAUGUGAGCAAUAUUACCACGUGCAUUGUAUAAUUUGAUGUAAAAGAAAUAGUUACCAAUGCUAGCUUAAUUGUGUGGUCUUCCAUGAUUUGUGUUUUAUGAAUUUUCAAUUUAUGGUGAUGAUCUGCUGAUAUGCAUUUAUAAAUUAAGCUGUGUUGUACAGUCUGUCCAAAUGGGUCAAGGUUGCCUUUAGAAGCAAAUAGUGUGAUUUUCAAGACUUCAAAUACAAAUUUAGUUUGAGUGUUUGAACAACUGUAUGCACUUAUGGUUGUGUUUAAAGUGUCUCUCUCUCACCCUAGCUUCACGAUGUGACUCUUAAAAAAACUAUAAUAGUUAACAACUGUUAGUAAGAUAGACCAAUUCUGAUUAGACUUUAUCAGGGAAUCUGUUUAAGAUAUGUUUGGUGACCAAAACAUAUGUGUGAAUGUAGUUAUAAUACUUUUGAAAAAUUUUCCUUUUUCUAUAUCCCCUUAGUCCAGCCUCUCUUCUCAGACAUUUAGCUAUCUGCCUCUUUCCUUUAGCUGGGAAAGUGAGAGCUGGCAUACUAUGCAGUUUUUAUGUUUUCCAUAGUAAGUCAGAAAAUGCCUCCUAUUUCUGGCAUCAGAACUUUGCCAUUUGUCUACAGAAGAUGAACCAGAGACAAAAUUACUAAGUAUAAAUUAGUCAAGUUUAUCAGUCUAAAAAACGAAGGGAUGUGCAACUGCAGCUCUUUAAGAGCUUUUUCUUUAGCUUCUAGGGUAAAGAUAAAUUCAGAAAUGCUCUAAGCUACCAAAGUUAUUCUGAAAGUAUGGGAACUGCUACAUCUAACAUUUGUUUCCAAGCCUGUCAUUAAGAGUCUGCAUCAAGAGAUUUGUCCUCCUUGGGGGACCACUGGAUCAUUCCAGAUUUCUUGUGAUUUUCUAUUGUGUAAUUCUUGGUGGGCUCUGUAGUUUAAUAAUAAGAAAAAGGCCAUUUCAUUUUAAAUUGUGACCUAUAAUUUCUUUGUCUUAGGUUGGUAAUUCACGAUUCAUUUGGAAAGUGGGUAAAAGGGGCUUCAAAAAACUGAUAGAACAGGAUUUUCUAGGAGUUACACAUACAUUUUAUCCUGUCAUACCUCGAGAUAAAGUGGCAUGUUAGGAUUUCUGAUAUUAAGCACACACACACAUGCACACAAAUGGACUUCUCUGAAGCUGUGUUUAGUGAAAUGAGCUCAAGUACAUGAAUGUUAGUUGUUAUCACAUACAGCAAAUUCCUUUUUUUCUUUUUCUAUGAGCACACACUGCUGCUUCUAAACUUUACCAUGCCUGAUGGCACCUUACUCCAGCAGCCUCCAGGUGCUUUCAUUUUCACUUCCAGUCUAAGCCAGUGGCUCCAGCCACUGCCCUCCCAUUACUUAGAUGGCACCUCCUUUGGUGAAACCACGGCCAAUGUUCCUUAGCUGCACCAGGCCCGAAGCUGUUCCCAUGCUUGAGCUUCCAUGGGGAGGAUGAUGAGUGAGCAGUUCCUACCCCAUGGAUCUAUCAAGCCAUGGAGACAGGUAGCAUUUGUAAGAUGCUGCACAGGAGCAGCAUUAUCCCCAAAGAUAUUACAGGGUAGACAUGUUUUAAUUGAAAUCAAUCAAGAUAACUUUGCUCAAAGAGCAGCCCACUUUGUGUGACUAAAAUGAAACAUUAAGACAGUUGAAUUGUGUGACUUGACUUGAAGAUUACCAAUGAUUUUGAGGCUUUUCUAUAAUAAAAAGAGGUUCUAACCAUUAUUUGGGAACAAAGAGAGUUUUCAUCUUUUUUCAGAUCAAAACCAUUCUGUAAAAUCUUUGUUGUUUAAUUAAAUGUGCCCUUAUUUACCCCUGAUGUUAUUUAUGACUAUGUGCCGAUUCCUGCUCGGGCUGUUUGCUGUUGGCUGGUAAUAAUAUAUUUGAUUUAAAUACUGUUGACUGUGCUAUUAACUGCUGCCGUCAGUAAACUCCAAAGAUCUUUUUGUUUUGGCUUUAGUAUCAUAUGUGCUUUUUCUGUAUCAUGAGAGCUCUAUAUGGUCAUGUUAUAUACAUUGUUGUUUUUGCUGGUCUCAUCUUUGGUAAUAUGCUAUACCCCACUGCUGCCUGACACUGCCCUUUAGCUGCAGAGCUGGAUUAGCUAUUGACCAUUUGGAUGCUGUUGUCUGUCUGGCAGGGACUGAAUGACCUGAUGUCAGAUUUAGAUUCUUCCUGGGGAUUACACAGCUAUGAAUGUAUUUGCUUCUAAAACCUCCCGAAGUGAAUCUAAUCUUAAAACUACAAGUUGUAAGUAUUCUGAAAUUGGGAAACAUUUAUUUUAAAUGCAAUCAGAUAGUGUUGCUUUUUACAGCAUAAUAAAUAUAUGUAUCAAAAAAAAA
This is a messenger RNA of Symphalangus syndactylus (siamang), 10869 nucleotides long. It is a transcript of the gene GLS, whose product is annotated as glutaminase. The record is from RefSeq and is a predicted model, not a curated record. Lineage: Eukaryota; Metazoa; Chordata; Mammalia; Primates; Hylobatidae. Gene Ontology annotation, molecular function: glutaminase activity; protein binding. Gene Ontology annotation, biological process: L-glutamine catabolic process.